Messenger RNA from Cydia pomonella (codling moth), 4289 nucleotides. RefSeq lists its product as uncharacterized. Lineage: Eukaryota; Metazoa; Arthropoda; Insecta; Lepidoptera; Tortricidae. The transcript has a single exon. The record is from RefSeq and is a predicted model, not a curated record. Gene Ontology annotation, molecular function: nucleic acid binding. Bases 48 to 4289 code for a protein of 1413 amino acids. Gene Ontology annotation, biological process: DNA integration.
AGGUUAAGUCCUUCUUUUCAUCAGCGUCAAACAACAGAUCAUGCUUCAUGUGUAAUCAGAAUCAUAGAUUGUUUGAAUGUAAAAUGUUUGCAGAGAUGUCACCUGAGGCGAGGGAAGUUGAGAUCACCAAGCGGAAGUUAUGCCUCAACUGCCUUUGCCCCGGCCAUCUAACACAGAACUGUCGUCUUAGCUCCUGCAGGGCCUGUAAUCAAAAGCAUAAUAGUUUAUUAUGUAGAAAAAAUAAUAAUCAAAGUAAACAUGAGCCUUACCAUGAAAACAAAAAUAUCAACUGUGACAAACCUGGUCCUAGUAGCGAAGGGCCAAAUAACCAUAACUCAGCUACUGCUAGCACUUCGGUAACGUCACUUACAUCACGCUUGGACGAUAGCGAGGUUCUUUUGGGCACCGCGAUCGUUGAAGUCACUGAUGAUCAUGGUAUUACUCACCUUGCACGAGCUAUGAUUGACUGUGGUAGCCAAAGAUGUUUCAUAACUGAAAACCUGAAAAGGAAACUUAACAUUAAAAGUAACAGUUCAAAAAGACAAGUAUCUUUACUUAAUAACUUAACAUCAUGUGCCUCUGAUAGCUGCACAAUUAAAAUUAAAUCAAGAAUAAAUUCAUAUACUGUUGACGUAAAUUGUAUGAUUAUUCAAACGGUUUCUGACAACAUUCCCAGUGUGGAUCUGAAUCUAAACGAAUUGAACUUACCCAACAAUAUACGAUUAGCGGAUCCUCAGUUUCAUAAAAGUAACAAAAUUGAUAUUUUGAUCGGAUCCGACAUAAUGUGGAAUAUUGUUAAGGGUGGGUAUCAAAAGACGCUAGGCAAAAACGGGCCUACGCUAAUUUUCUCAAAGUUUGGUUGGUUGGUAGCGGGACCCAUGUGCCCUACCACUCCUAUUUUGCCGCGAGGUAAAAUAUUGUGUAAUUUUAGCCAAGAAAUCAAAGAUUCACUUUCCAAAUUCUGGGAGUUGGAAACAUUUACCGCACCCACUAAAAUAUAUUCCACUGAUGAUCAAAUAUGUGAAGAAUUAUUUGUAAAAAACACAAUCCGGUUAGACUCCGGUCGAUUUCAGGUUUCAAUGCCAUUGAAAGAGUCCCCAGAGGUCCUGGGAGACUCAUUUGCUUUAGCUAAAAGAUGUUUUUUCAAUUUAGAGAGGCGUUUCCGAAAACAGCCUACUUUAAAACAAAUGUAUAGUGAAUUUAUUCAAGAAUAUGCAACACCGGGCCACUUGACUGAAAUAGAAAGGCCACCAAAUGGCAAUUUUCUCCCCCAUCACCCAGUGUUACGGGAAAAAAGUGAAACUACUAAAUUGCGGACUGUCUUUAAUGGAUCAGCACGCACCACAUCAGGUAAAUCUUUAAAUGAUAUUCAGUACGUGGGCCCAGUGGUGCAAAAUGACCUUUUAUCUAUUUUGUUGAGAUUUCGUCAACAUAAGUUUGUUCUUACUGGCGACAUAGCCAAAAUGUAUCGUCAGAUCUCAUUGGACGAAUCUCAACGUCAUUUACAGUUGAUAUUAUGGAGAGAUAACGAAUCUCAACCAUUAAGAACAUUGCAACUCAACACUGUCACGUAUGGCACGGCAUCAGCAACAUUUUUAGCCUUCAGAUGUUUAGUUCAGCUUUCAAAGGAAUGUGCAGAUCCAAAAAUUGCAAAUGUAAUCAAAAAUGACUUUUAUUGCGAUGACCUCAUUACGGGCAGUGAUGAUUUGUCUGAAUUAAAAUACAUACGUGAUUCAGUGGUUGACAAGUUAGCCGAAGCUUGUUUCCCGCUAAGAAAAUUUCGAACAAAUGCACCAUGCAUAUUUGCGAACGACCCCACUUCAAACAUAAGUGAUGAGAAGAAUUUAUCACAAGUGAAUGACCAAUAUUCAAAUUUACAAAACCAGUCAUCAGUGCUCGGUCUGAAUUGGUGUCCUUCGCAAGAUAAUUUCAAUUUCUUAGUUGAUUUCCAGAAUGAGCCUACGUCCACAAAGAGAAAUAUUCUGUCAGCUACGUGCAAGAUAUUUGACCCACUUGGCUUGCUAAGCCCUUGCACGAUAGUACCCAAAAUGUUGCUGCAGAAACUUUGGCUUUCUGGACUCGGGUGGGAUGAUCCGGUGCCUUGCGACAUAAACAAAGAGUGGAAUAAUUUCAUAUCUAAUAUACAUCAAAUUGCAGCCAUAAAUAUUCCACGAUUUGUCAUGCAAGACUCACCGGCAUCGAUACAACUUCAUUGCUUUGCGGACGCAUCCCAAAAUGCAUUCGCAACUUGCAUUUAUAUACGUUGUGUGGACUCAAAGGGCAAUGUUUCAGUAAAGUUGCUCUGUGCUAAAGCCCGGGUCACGCAAAUAAAAAAAUCGACUAUCCCAAGGUACGAACUGGCUGCUGCUUUGAUUGGGGCUCAAUUGAGUGCGAAGGUAUGUCAGUCGCUCACAUGCAAUAUUGACAAAAAAUACUUUUGGAGUGAUAGUACUAUUGUAUUAGCUUGGAUAAAAAAUGUGAACCCAAGUAAUCUCAAACAGUUUGUUUACAAUCGAAUAAAUGAAAUACACGAGCUGACUGACAAAUCUUCGUGGAACCAUGUGCCUACGGAUAUGAAUCCGGCAGAUAUUGCCUCGCGAGGCAUCAGCCCGAGUCAUUUGCAAAAUGCUAAUAUGUGGUUCAACGGUCCUUCAUUCUUGAUGAAACCCGAGAAUGAGUGGCCUAGCACUGAAAUAAGUAGCGUCGAGCUACCUGAAUUAAAGGUUUAUACUUGCUUAGUCUCAAAGCAGCCGUCAUUCGACUUUGAUCGGUUUUCCAAGUUCCACCGAAUGAUUCGCGUGGUAGGAUAUAUUUUAAGGUUUAUUUUUAACUGUAAACAAGCGAGAAAUGAGCGCCAAAGCGGCUUUUUAUCGAAUGACGAAAUAAAUGAGUCGACUCAAACUCUCAUCAGGGCUAGCCAAAGAGAUUCUUUCGCAGACGACCUACAGUGUCUCAAGCAAAGUCGGCCUGUGCAUCGUAAGUCUAAAAUUUUAGCACUCAAUCCAUUCUUGGAUGAACAUGACCUGAUCAGAGUUGGAGGACGUAUACAAGGAUCGAUUUGUGAUUAUUCUAAAAAACACCCAAUAUUGUUGUGUUCAAAACACACCUUUACUAAACUUUUAUUUAGAAAGGAGCAUGAGAGCCACAUGCACUGUGGUCCUCAAUUGUUAUUAAAUAUUGUUAGAGACCAAUAUUGGCCUAUAGGGGGUAGAAAUCUUGCGCGUAGCACUUUUAGAAAAUGUGUAGUGUGCGUGCGUAUUCAAGGCAACUCAAUCCAGCCCAUGAUGGGCAACUUGCCUCCUCCUCGAGUUACACUAACUUACGCUUUUACCGUUACAGGUAUGGAUUUUGCAGGUCCCUUUUUAAUUGCAAAUCGCCAAGGCAGGGGCUGCAAGUUGUCCAAAUGUUGGCUAUGUCUAUUUGUAUGUCUUAGUACCAAGGCUGUUCACUUGGAAGUAGUGAGUAGUCUGAGUACUGAGGCCUUUCUUAUGACUUUCCGUCGAUUCAUAUCACGCCGCGGCAGGCCUCAUGACCUUUAUUGUGAUAAUGGCACCAACUUCGUGGGAGCAUGUAAUGAGUUGGGUAAAAAGUUGCGAGCAAGCCAAAAGGCCAUGACUGAGGCCGCCCAUGAUAAGGGCAUCAAAUUUCAUUUUAGUCCGGCAUAUUCGCCUCACUUUGGAGGUAUUUUUGAAGCAGGCAUAAAAUCGGCAAAGUCACUUUUAAAACGUGUAAUUGGUAAUUCUAGUCUGACGUUCGAAGGGCUAAUGACGCUAUUCACUCAAAUCGAAAGUAUCCUGAACUCUCGGCCGUUGACCCCUCUGACGUCAGAUCCCUCUGAUCUGUCUCCUCUGACUCCAGGGCACUUCCUGAUAGGGCGUCCACUCACCGCCUUACCAGAGCCACCUGUUACUACAAAUUGUCCGAACAGAUAUCAGAAAAUAGAACAGAUGAGACAACACUUUUGGACCCGCUUUCACGAUGAGUAUCUGAGCGAGCUACAGCAGCGGACCAAAUGGAGGGAGAAGCGGAACGAGCUGAAGGAGGGUGACCUCGUCGUGAUAAAGGAUGACAACGUUCCACCGAUGCGGUGGCGCUUAGGACGAGUGCACCAACUAUAUAAAGGCCGGGAUGGCAUCACCAGAGUGGCUGACUUUAAAACUGCCAAAGGCAUGGUGAAGAGGGCAGUAAACCGAGUCUGCCUCCUGCCAGUCCGAGACACCGAAGUGGAUGGUUCUCUUGCAAGCCAGGGCUUCCAAGGCGGGGACCCUGUUCACGCCAGCACUGCGUGA